GCUGCUGAGGAACCAUUUGCUGUAAACAUGAAGGAAUGGCUCACGCUGCAGGUGGAGCAGCUGACUGAAACUAAAGCUCUUGCAUUCUGGAAGAAACCAUCUGAAGGCUCACCAGCACUGAGUGUGAUGCGUUUGCACUAUCAAGCCCGGAGGAAGGUAGGGACAUCUGGCAUCUUGUGCCAAUCGGGUAGAACCAUCUCUCUGUGUCUGGUAUAUCAGAAGUUAGCCAGUGCCGUUCUGUCAAAGCUUGCAAGUUGUCGGCCUCCUUUACCAACUGGCCCUAUGCUUGCACUUUCUUCCAUUGAAGGCCAAAUGUCGGGGAAUCUGGGACAGAUCGGAGUCCUGCAUGGAAGUGAGAAGAAUUUGGUUCGGUUAGCUGAGCUCCAUGAUGCCUUCUGUCAGUGGAGAGAGUAUGUCCUGGUGCAGAGAAAAAAAAGAAUUUUGAAUAUGUUGCUGAAAGUUCUUCAGGACUUCAGGAAACUGCGACAGAUAUUUAAUAGGUGGAGAACAGCAAAACUUCAAGCGGGAAAAGCCAAACUCCAGUUGGCUGCCCAGCAUCGAUUAAAUGAGAUUAAAGAAUCCUGGCUGCGGACCCAAUGUGAACAGGAUAGACUGGAGAGAGCAGGGCGAUGGCUGCAGUGCAAAGUGGAGAAGCGGCAGGUGAAGCGGAGUUUUGUGCUGUGGGCGGCUCGCAGGAGGCAGGUGUGCAGAGUACAGCAACACUAUAGGCAGCUGCUGCUGGCACGAGUCUUUCUGGCCUGGAGCAGAUGGGCCACGGAUUGUCAGCGUUGCAGAAAGAUGGCUGACAGCCAUUUGCAGAGCUGGUUGUGUCGUGUAGUGCUGGCCCACUGGAGAGUGCGUUUGGCACAGAGAUUGGAAGCUGACAGAAGAUGCAAUGACAAAUAUGUGGAAAACAUCCGAGCGGCAGUCACCCGCUGGCUUAUGUACACCAGAAAGCGGCGAUUACUGCUGGGCCUACAGAAACACUUUGUUUCUGCUCGGGACCAGGUGACCAAGGUGGUGGUGUUGAGGACCUGGUGUGAGGAAAUGAAGAGUCGGAGGAACAGGAGAAUGAUUGCAGCUGAGAUUCUGUUGCGCAGAUCUCUCGUGUGCUGGGCUGUCUUUGUACACAGGCAGAAGGAAUGGGAGGUAAUUGCUUGCAGUGAGGUGUCUGUGCUGCAGCUGCGGUCAGCAUUUGCAAUGUGGAGGAUGCGGCUGGUGAUGAGGCAGAGGCUAGCAAUGCUGAUACAGAAACGGACUGAGAGAGUGUUGCGUGGCCUGCUGGAGUCGUGGCACAGGCGGGUGCAGUACUCACGCCAAGUGACCCGCAAAUUCCUGUCUCGUUGGCUAACGAUUGUGACGAUGCGGAAGCAAACACGUUUGUGGAAUGAUCUGGAAUAUCAGGCGGAGGAGCAAUACAGGAAUCACCUGUGUAAGCGGUGCCUUGAAACUUGGCACAGAGAGUUGCUGCUGCAACGUUUCCUGCAGAAGAAAAGCUCUGGGCUGCUGCAGGGGAUCUGGACGCAAUGGAAGAGUAUUACAGUGGUACAGUUAUUGGCACACAGAUUGUGGCAGCAGAGGCCAGAGGAGAGGGCCUGGCGGAUGUGGCGGAGGCGGUUCAUCCAAAUCCGGGUCUCGCAAGCGUUUGCAGCCCAGAACAAUAGGGUUCUAAUGUUAGACGUUUUCACUGCCUGGUGCAGAGUGGCUGUUUCAAAACACGAAAACACACGAUUACCACAAAAGGAUGAAUGAGGAUUUGGCUCCGUUCUCUCUGGUGUUAUUGAAGAUCGCUCUGCCUUUAAAGAUGGACAGAGAUCCGUCUCAGUGGACGGAGGAUAUUGUACCUCAUAUACAGUGUAUCAUUUAGAAAAUGAAGUGUAGUUACCAGAAUUGGCAAAUAGACUUUCUGAUCCUUUUUCA
Callorhinchus milii (elephant shark) is the source of this 1920-nucleotide messenger RNA. RefSeq names its product protein SFI1 homolog. Lineage: Eukaryota; Metazoa; Chordata; Chondrichthyes; Chimaeriformes; Callorhinchidae. Bases 28 to 1752 code for a protein of 574 amino acids. The transcript is spliced from 11 exons. The record is from RefSeq and is a predicted model, not a curated record.